Messenger RNA from Musca vetustissima, 2760 nucleotides. It is a transcript of the gene Nbr, whose product is annotated as exonuclease mut-7 homolog. Gene Ontology annotation, biological process: nucleobase-containing compound metabolic process. The transcript is spliced from 6 exons. Gene Ontology annotation, molecular function: 3'-5' exonuclease activity; nucleic acid binding. NCBI's taxonomy places the organism in Eukaryota, Metazoa, Arthropoda, Insecta, Diptera, Muscidae. The record is from RefSeq and is a predicted model, not a curated record.
ACGUCGAAUCGAGGAAAAUAUUGUGGUAUUCCGGCUGGAUUUGAAGAUGAUGACGACAAUAGUUUGGAUGGUUUGAUGUGUUCGACACAAAAUCUUAAAAUCACUGUAGUUCCUGAUAUAACGGCUGGUGCCGGAUUAAAUGGUGAAGAUUUUGACAAGACACUAAGUCCGGAGUUGAAUGCAUGGUUUGAGGAUUUUAAGGAGACAUUUGGAAAAUGCAAUCGCACACCGGCAACACAGCAUCAAUUAAAAUUGGUCCUUAUACGAGAUCCUCAACCCUUGCUACAGGCAUUGCGUUUAUUUGCCUCCAGCCCUGGCUGUAAUUAUUUGAAAAAUAAAAAUAUGGCAUUAUUUAUACUCGAAUCGGUGUGUGAGCUAUACAAACAACAUCCCCAUAUUGAGGCAACCUGUGAUGAUAAUACCCGAAUGGUGGCUUUUAAUUUUGUCAAAACUAGUGGCAUUGUACCACUCUAUAAGGCUGUGACCGAAACGUAUCAAUUACACAAAAUACAAAACUAUUUGAUACCAAAAUUACAAAAAUUAUUAAAUGAUAAAUUCUAUCGUGAUGCUGCAUAUUGGUCAAUAUUUUUAAACUGCACUCAUAUCUUUGGUUUAUUUGAUUUGCUAUUACCUUUGCUGCUACAGGACAAAAUCAAUUUGGCUGAGGAAUUUUUGAAUGUGGCAAAAGAACAGCAAUUACCUACAGUACAAUUUUUAGAUUCUCUAUUGGAUCGUAAAAAGACUGUCUAUGAAAAUUGUGAUGAAAUUUUAAAGAAAUAUAAUUAUUCCGAUGUUAAGCAUAAUAUAUUAAGUUACCGUCCUAUGUCUAAACUAGUAACACGUUUAGCUAAAAAAUACAAUAUAAAUCCUGAAUAUACACCGAAUUUAAAAUAUUCGAAAUCCUGUUCGUAUCUGCAUUAUUUAUAUCACAAAUAUCAAGAGGGUGGCAUGAGUCUGGACUCAUGGCGUGAAUUGGCUCGUGAGGAGGCCAAAAAAAGUAAGGCUCUGCAAUUGGAUCUAAUCGGUAGGAUAACAAAUGCUGGUGAUUGGGAAGAAGCCAACUAUUGGGUACAAUUAUAUAAUAUACCACUGGAAGAAUGUCCAGCCGCAUUACAAAUGAGAAUGGGAAAUCGUGAUGCAAUGGCAGCGGAUAGCCUUAAUGAUUCCAAUGAGUCAUCAUGGGAUGUGGCAGCAGCAGCAACGACAACACCAACAACAACGGGGAAAACAAAAACGAAACAUAAAAACCAUAGUUAUGGAUCUCCCCACUUGCAAAAGGAUGUCUACUUGAGCUUGCAGUUGCCCAUGGAAUCAAUCAUUUUGGUGGACACACAACCAAAGUUCCUCGAAAUGUUACAAUAUCUAGAACAAUUUUUACUUAUCGGUUUCGAUUCGGAAUGGAAACCAUCCGUGAACAAUGACAAUCGUGUAUCGCUUAUACAGUUAGCCACUGUGGAGAGGGUUUACUUGGUUGAUUGCUUGUCGGCGGAACUUGACAGUGAGCUGUGGAAAAUGAUGGGACGGCGAAUAUUUAAUAAUUUGGAAAUUCUAAAAUUGGGUUUCUCUCUACACUAUGACCUCCAGAUGUUACACAAAUCGUUGCCUUUACAAUUGAAUCUGCAGGCGACUUCGUGUUAUUUGGAUUUACGUGAUCUGUGGCGUCGUUUGAAAUAUAUGCAAAUAUCUCCAUUCCCAUAUCAGCAAAUAUCGGUGGCCGGUGAAAGUCUGUGUGCGCUGACGGAAAUGUGUUUGGGUAAAAAACUGGAUAAAUCAAAUCAAUGUUCGAAUUGGGCAAAUCGCCCUCUGCGACAUGAUCAAAUUACCUAUGCUGCAUUGGAUGCCCAUUGUCUGUUGCAAAUAUAUCAAGUUCUAGCUGAACUGUUACUGCGCAUCGGCAUUGACAUCGAUGUUUUGGUUGAGGAGAUAACAACAUCUAAAUCUGGUUUCUUGUUUCGUACAAAGGCAAAGCCACAACACGAAAGUGCAGAAAGUAAAGUAGGUAGAAGCUGAGCAAGAUUUUUAUGUGAGUUUCCUUUCAAUCCAAAUUUAUUUUCUUAUCUUCUCAGAUCAUCUACCCAAAUUCGUUUCCUCUGCGAUUCAAUGUUAAUAGGCCUCUCCAAGGAAUUGCGUAAACUUGGCCUAGACUCUUUGGAGAUAAAUGAACAUAAAAAUGAUACACAAUUCUAUUUGGAUUUAGCACGUCGCGACCAGCGUAUUGUUCUGACACGUGAUUCGCGAUAUUUAAUAUUUUCACGAGAAUUGGGCCAGACACAUUGCAUGGAUAUGCCAUGUGAUGCUAUUGAAAAUCAAGUUGUACAAAUUUUACAAAAUUUUCAAAUUCACAUCGAUGAACGGCAGCUCUUUACAAGAUGUCUUGAAUGUAAUGGUAAUGAUUUUCUUUGGGCCAAUCGUUUCGAUAUGCAGAUAAUGCGUUUUGGCCAGCUGCAUCAAGAGGAUAAUGGAACGUUGGCGCAUGACAUUAAGGAGGAUGCCAGCAAAUUUUGGAAUUUACAAAAAAUCAAUGAUGCAAAUAUUCAAACAAAAACUACACCCAAAGGGAAUCUCAUAAAAGUGAAACGCAUCAAACCUUUUUAUCUAUACAAUAAGGACUAUUUUUAUAUAUGUGAUAACUGUGGACUUUGUACUUGGCCCGAGGCAAAUAAACUAAAUAAAGUUACAAUGGCGUAUUUAUCUCAUCAAACAUCAGCUUUGUCCGGCUGUGUUGGUGGUGCCCAUGGGACCAGCAAUACAGCCAAUUGA